AAUGCAGCUCCACACCUUUCCGGUGUAGCAGCACUGCGACCACCUCGACUUAAAGGAGAAAGAAGAGCUGGGUCUACUUAUCGAGACAGGAGGGGGAGAUAGGAGGGGGAUAAGAAGUGGACUUUCAUGAGAGGACACAUGUGUUGCUGAGUCACCGAGGGGAGUUUUCUCGAAGACGUCCCUACCAGUGAACCGGUACCCGGCGCGACGCUUGAUGGACUAGCCGCAGAAAGCUGCUCCGGUAGCGGUGAAGAGAACAAGGGCGCACCCGAUGAGGAGGACCGCUAGACACAAACACCAGGAGGAAUUCACAAGCACCGCGGCUUUUUGGGGGCCUUAUACACACACUGUGUCUGCCGUCUGCUGUUUUUGACCGUCUGUCUCUGUCACGCAGCUUUAUGUUGAUUUGGGCAGCGGAAUGAACGUCCCGCAACAGCUGCUGCCAAGUUCUUAGCCUCACCGUGCCAUGUUGUGUGCAGGCCCUGCAGACAGUGUGAUACUCUGAACAUAAAUGUCCCAGCACUUCACUGGACGCACACACUCAAAAGUCAAACGCCUUUAAGUACUGUUCGUUAGGUUUUGAGAUGAGUGUUCAUUUUUGACUUUUCCCCCCCCACCCCUUCCUCACCGAGUCAUGUUUUCACAAGUAAACUGAAGCUAUAGUCAAAGUGAAUAACCCAUCAGCACGGUAUCAGACAUUUUUCUCGUUAGGAAUAAAGUAUUUAUGCACAAGAGUUCAAAAUGGGGAAAAUGCUGUCUAAAAUAUUUGGCAACAAGGAGAUGAGAAUAUUAAUGCUCGGACUCGAUGCUGCUGGAAAGACAACUAUCCUUUACAAACUGAAACUCGGACAGUCUGUCACCACAAUCCCCACAGUCGGCUUCAAUGUGGAGACUGUCACCUACAAAAAUGUCAAGUUCAACGUCUGGGAUGUUGGGGGCCAAGAUAAGAUUCGCCCCCUGUGGCGACACUACUACACGGGCACCCAGGGGUUAAUUUUCGUGGUGGAUUGCGCGGACAGGGAUCGCAUCGACGAGGCAAGGCAGGAACUCCACCGCAUCAUUAAUGACCGGGAGAUGAGGGAUGCCAUCAUCUUGAUAUUCGCCAAUAAGCAAGACCUUCCGGACGCCAUGAAGCCACAUGAAAUCCAGGAGAAGCUCGGCUUGACCCGCAUCAGAGAUAGGAAUUGGUAUGUUCAGCCCUCCUGUGCGACCACAGGUGAUGGACUGUAUGAGGGCUUGACAUGGCUAACCUCAAAUUACAAAUCUUAAUGAUUGAGUGCUGACUGUUUUAGGUCAAAACUAUAAUAACGUUGCAAGUAACAAAUAACUUCUCAAAAUGAGUAUGGUUAAGAAAAAGUUGAUUAUCUCCCAUUUAUUUUUAAUACUACGUUUACCCCAUGACUAAUUUAUCUUUAACUGGGUUUGCUGGCUUCAAAGUUUGCUUGUACUCUGUAGCAGGCCUAUAUCACAUUCAUUAUCUUGGGGCUUGCUUGAUGAAUAUUGAAUUGGGCCUAAUCUUAAAAGCCACAGAGAUCACCGCCUUUGCCUGUUCUUUUCCCUGUUUUGUAUGAUUUUUCUAAUGAAGCUGAAGAUUUUGUCUUCAUUCUCGGACUAAAACUUUGUUUAAAUGUUCUUCAGUCUCUGUUGCAUUGAACUUGGAUCUUUCAUUUUUUCCUUCUAAGGGUGAGAUCUUUAAUGUCAUGUAGCAUACUUGAAGGACUUUGACAUUUGUUCUAACACCGUGCUGUGAUGAAAAGUAUUUCUUCUCAAUGGUAUUGAAGGGAGUGAAAAAAAAGUGAAGUCUCACCAUUGCUUACAUUUCAUUGUCACCAGUCUGUGACAUCAGAGAGACAAAAUUACUUCAGACAUGUUUUGUUACCCCUCCCAAUCCCUUUAUGUGGGCUAUAUAGUUUACUGAUUGACCUUUUGUGUCACGUCUUGAUACCUAAUUGUGCUAAAUAUUCAACAAAUAGGCCUCCAGUAACUCUUUAAACAUGCUUGUCGGGAUGCAUUUUUUUUUUAAUUUUUUGGGGGGGUAACACGUAGUCAGUUGACUCAAUCUUUCCAAAGGAAUGUCAUUCAGCUCUGAGCUCUCUCAAUCUGAUACCACAGUUGAUUAGUCUCAGUAUUGGGACAUUAUAUGAUAGCCUAUAUCUGUAGCAUGAGUACGAAAGUACAGUAACCCUACAUCAGAGUCCAUCUGUCGUGCAGUCAGAGGGAGCUGUUUACUGGGGGAACGUUGAAGACACCCUGUGGUGCAGCUCUUGUUUUGACUGGGGGAACCAUGUACAGAACAAUGUCAUUGUAAUGUCUUAUUAAAAAAGUGAUUUUAAA
Messenger RNA from Plectropomus leopardus (leopard coralgrouper), 2334 nucleotides. It is a transcript of the gene arf6b, whose product is annotated as ARF GTPase 6b. The record is from RefSeq and is a predicted model, not a curated record. Gene Ontology annotation, molecular function: GTPase activity; GTP binding. NCBI's taxonomy places the organism in Eukaryota, Metazoa, Chordata, Actinopteri, Perciformes, Serranidae.